Aquila chrysaetos chrysaetos is the source of this 1035-nucleotide messenger RNA. RefSeq names its product collagen alpha-1(III) chain-like. Lineage: Eukaryota; Metazoa; Chordata; Aves; Accipitriformes; Accipitridae. The record is from RefSeq and is a predicted model, not a curated record. The coding region runs from base 1 to 906 and encodes 301 amino acids. The transcript is spliced from 5 exons.
AUGCACCGCGGUGGCAGGAAGCCGUGGCGUCACAACCCGAAGGGCCCGGAGGUUUUUGGGGACAGCAGGCGCUUUGGGGACGAGGACAGCUCGGGGACAGGGACCCCUCGGGGACAGGGACCCCUCAGAGCAGGGUGGCUGGGCUGGCACCGGCGCGGGGAUGUGGGGGCUCAGGAUCCUCAUCCCCCUCCUCGGUGCCGGUGCCCUGCGGGUGAGCCAGGACCCGGGCGAAGCGCGGGUGCCGGCGGGUGCCGGGGUGGCCCUGGGGUGCCGGGUGCUGACGGCCGAGCCCUGGGACCUGCUCCGGCUCGAGUGGGUGAAGGACGUGGGGCACGGGGUGCUGUGCGCCGCCCGCCUGCGCCCCGCCGCCGUCGCCCUCCCCGUCCCCUGCACCCCCCGGUUCCACCUGGCCUGGCAACCCCCCCCGUGCCACCCUCGGCCUCCGCCGGGCGCAGGAGGACGACGCCGGGCGAUAUUUCUGCCGGGUCACCCUCGAGAUCCCCCGCCAUGACACGGCCGCCGGCAACGGCACCCUGCUCAGCGUCAGCACGGCGGCUGACGGAGGACAUCAGGCGGGUAAGUGCGUCCCUGCCGUCCCCUCCAUCCCGGCGCCCACGUGCCCGGGUGCCGGCGGUGCCGAGGCGGUGGCCCCAGCUGGAUGUGCUUGCAGGGCUGGCGUCGGGGCUGGCGGGGGCCCUGGGGGGCACAGCCCUCCUCGUGGGGCUGGCCCUCCUCGGCCGCCGGUGCUGGCGCAGGAACUCAGACACGGUCAUCUACCUGAAUGUGCUGCCGCCCUCGGCGCGGGCCCCCAAGAAGCUGCCACAGCCCCCCACGGUGAUGGAGAACAGCAUGUACCAGGGGGGACUGCAGCGGUUACGGGGCCCCCCCAUGGCCCCCCAGCCCUGAGAAGAUCCGUACCCUGGUGUGCCGCCGAUACCCGGCCCCCCGAAACUCUGCCUUUCUGCAGGAAAAGCCCCCCAAAAAGCUCUUUUGCAGCAUCCCCCCACCCGCUCUCUGUCUUCUGUGCGGCACACG